Styela clava is the source of this 2141-nucleotide messenger RNA. RefSeq lists its product as uncharacterized. NCBI's taxonomy places the organism in Eukaryota, Metazoa, Chordata, Ascidiacea, Stolidobranchia, Styelidae. The record is from RefSeq and is a predicted model, not a curated record.
UUUUUAAUCAUCACAGUAUUUACAAAUUUAUACAACCUAACUAAAAAUAAUAAAAAAAACAACGUGCGUACUGAUAACAUGACAUGAGUAAUCUACGAGAAUGUUACAGCAGGGAUGCCAGAUUUUGUGCAAAAUGUUUCAAUAAUAAUGACCAGAAUGACGUGUUUCAAUCUGAGAACGAGACGGACUGGCCAAAAAUGAGGGAGCGGUUUUCAUCCUUAGGAAUAACAAACUACAUCUCAAAUCGACACGGUACAGCAAUAGACAGAGAUAUAAUAGGAGGAGAAAACCAAACAAUGAGGGUUUUGGGAUUACGCACUCCGCCAGAAAAUGGAGACUCAGAUCCGUAUCCGACAGAGAACUUAUGUGUAUGCCCACUUGCAAAGUAUACUCCAGAGGAGUGGGACACAGUUCCACAGGAAGAGCCGCCUGAAAGAUUUGACAGUAUAUUGAUACACGGAAAUAGAGCAAAUGCUGGCGACUUGGAUGAAAAAGAGAUGCAAUGUAACUCUCCGCAGGCCGAAAUUUUAGAAGAAAAUUCCUCUCGACAGUCCACCAGCAAAAGGAAAAACAACGAGCAUCAACUAUCCGCUGAUGUAUCUCUGUGGGACUUGAGAAAAUCAUUUGAAAGCACAUCCGUCUCCUGUUCAGAUCCUGCAAGCUUAGACGACGAUUCUACUCCUCGUGUAUCAUCACCAGAAACAAUCCGGAAACGAGAUAACAAGUGUGAGACACAGAAUACAAAGAAAGAAUCAAUUGUGAACCAAGCGACGUCUGAGGAAUGCGACAAUGAAAUUAUUGUUCUCAAUGAUUCCAGUAACCAAAAUACACCAACUCGCCGAGCUAAUCACAAAGUCUCUCACACUCCAAGGAAAAGUAUACACACACUUCGUGACGUCAGGAAAAAAUGUAAAUGGUUUUCAAAAACUUGUUACGAUUCUCCUGUCGAUGACGACAUCGAGCUUCAGCCACGUAAUCUUAAUCUGUCGCGAACGACAGCGAUCGUUGAAAAUUGUAGCAGAGAUGGAUCUGAUAGAAGCAAAGAUGGUAAAACACAAAUGAAAUUGUUAAGUCCAACACGGGAUCAGACCAUAAGUUCAGGUAUACCAAUACCAGGUGAAUCAUCAUCUUGUUCCAUUACACCCGAUUCAAUAUCAUCGGAAUCAGCUUCUAAACAGACGACAAAUUCAUUUCCACAAGAUGAUACUACAUCUAAUGAAAGUUCCGAAGCAAGCAGCAAAUCGCCUAAAUCGGAUAGCAUACAAAAUUUAACACGAAUCUUUCGUCGAUCUCAUUUCAAGCAUCGAGUGCCUUCGCCGUCUUUCUGUGGAUAUUCUCUGGAAAGAGACUACUGCGUGGACGUCCAAACAGAUCGAAUUUUUAAAGAAUUCUUGAAGCCUGAUCCGAGCAUGACAAGUGACAGAACAAGUUGCUUCAGAAGACCACCAUCGUGUAGAAGUAAAACUGCAACACAGUUACGUCGCCAAGUAAUGAGGAAACAAUAUAGUGAUUCAGUUGCAGUUUAUUAUGGGCAACGUAUGCGUAGAUGGAGAGUCAAAAAACAGAGAAGCGAUAGCGUGAACUGCCCCGUUGAUCGAGCUGUUCUCAGAAGACAGGAGCAAAUUGACGAGGAAUAUUAUCCUAAUGAUUUGGAAGAAAUAUCGAACACUUCACGUGACAGCCGAAUUUUACCGGAACAAAAUGAACAUACACGGAGCCGGAAGUUUAGAUACCGCUCGCAAUCAACUGAUGUUGACCCUUGAACUUGUUUUCAAUCUUUCUUACCUUCUGGUGCUUUUCCGUUCACUCAACUGGGCUUUUAGGUACGGGUAUGCUAUGCAAGGAUGUGUCCUGCAAAAGUUUAUUCCUCAUGAUACGAUUUCUUAAGCAGAAAGUAAAUUUAUUUGUCCAGCUUUAAAUAUGAAUGGUCUGUACUCUGUACCUCGUUGUGUUUCAACAAAUCUCGUUUUGGAGCUUACUCUAUUUCUAGCAAAAUAUGAUUCACAUGAAAAGUCAUCGAACAUAAUAUGUUUCUAUCUUUUUAUUAUGUGUCUUAUUCUAUUUUUAUGUUGUUGGUGUUGCGUGGAAAACAUUGAAAACUACAAAGAUAUGCUGGAAAUUGAUUAAAAAAAUUAAGAUGA